Messenger RNA from Dibothriocephalus latus, 327 nucleotides. NCBI's taxonomy places the organism in Eukaryota, Metazoa, Platyhelminthes, Cestoda, Diphyllobothriidea, Diphyllobothriidae. The record is from the annotation of a GenBank genome assembly.
AUGCCCCUAACGAAGCAGGAAAUGAGUGACAAAGGCUACCCGAUUAUCCACAUCUUUAAUCAAUACGUUAGCUUCAAGGAUGUGUUUCAGACGAAACUGCUCCCCGAGAUGGAAAAAAUCGUGCAUCGCUACGGCGGCGUCCCGCUUGUGGUGUGUCAGAACGAGCCCCUCAAGUGGCGCGGCGUUGAACCGCCCGGAGCAAUUAUCAUAAAUCAGUGGCCAAACUGGGAGGCUUAUGAUCGCUUUAACGCAUCGGGUAAGUCUGUAACAAGCGAUUGUAACUUCCCUGUCAAGCUUACCAAUUUCAGACCUCAUUUCCGAGAGUAA